AAGGAUCCGAGGAUCGGGAUGUGUUACGCAACUUGCAAAUGGUGCGGGAAAAAGUGUAGCUUGGGGGUUUCACGCGGAUACGGGAUGACCAAGAAGCAUAUUAAGUCAUGUGACAAAGCCAAUGGAUCGGGAAAUUUCGAUUGAUUACAAAAUGUAUUUCAUAUUGUAUUUUUUUUUCUCAUUUGUCAAAUGUAGUUCCUAUUUCAUUUCAAAUAAAUGCACUUGAAGUUUGUUUAUAGUUUUAUAACUCUGGCAUGAUAUCAUUUUUUUGGUAUCAUGUCUGUCCCAAGCCAGGAUAAAGCAGGAGAGUGUUGUGGUAGGCGUGUGACGGCCAACAGUAUCACUUAGUCACAUCACAUGAUAUGAAUCGAAAUAUGAAUAUUGUGAUAUCAUGUAUCGAUUCAUGUUAGCCGACCCCAAUAUCUUUUGAGACUAAGGCUUAGAUGUUGUUGUUGUAUACUUUAUAGUUUUAUAGAAGUAUUAGAAACAAACUUCAAAUGCAUUUAUUUGAAAUGAAAUAGGAACUACAUUUGACAAUUGAGAAAAAAAUACAAUAUGAAAUACAUUUUGUAAUCAAUCGGAAUUUCCUGGUCCUUUGGCUUUAUCAUAUGACUUAAUAUGCUUCUUGGUCAUCUCGUAUCCACGUGAAACCCCCAAGUUACACUUUCCCCGCACCAUUUGCAAGUUGCGUACCUGAUGGAGUAUAUUGAUCUGGACCCCAGGACCCACAUAUUCAGAAGAAUAAGAGGCACAUUUGUUAUUCAGUGGGGCCUCCGUCGGCCAGAUGGCCCUCCAUCGGCCAGAAAGAUAUCAACUCAGAACAUGGUCCAGAAGCCAGGAGAACCGGGUGUCUCUGUCGGCCAUGGCUUCGUCGGCCAUGACUCCGUCGGCCACAAAGGGCUCCCAGAACCGGAUUUCACACUUAGUUAUUUUUACCUAUUUUGUACUCAACCCGAUAGUGGCCCAAUUGUAAAUUGGCCCUCCAAGCCCAAGACUUGGGAGUUCAGCCCUAAUUUCCUCUAUAAAUACUCCCCUUUCGGGUAGUUGUAGGAGGUCCACAAAUCAUUUAUUGCAAGGAGUUAUUGCACUUCUCUCUCU
Cuscuta europaea is the source of this 1098-nucleotide messenger RNA. The record is from the annotation of a GenBank genome assembly. NCBI's taxonomy places the organism in Eukaryota, Viridiplantae, Streptophyta, Magnoliopsida, Solanales, Convolvulaceae.